AUUCAAUUCAAAGGAGCGUAAUCCAUGGCGGUCGCUGAGAAGUUUGAUUUCCCGGAUGAGAUCGACCAGUUGCUCAGCUUGAUUAUCGACGACUCCCACAGCAACAAGGAGAUCUUCCUCUCUGAGCUCAUCAGGAACGCCUCUGAUGCUUUGGCCAAAAUUGUAUUUGAGAGCGUGACAGACAAGAGCAAGCUCCAUGCCCAGCCACGGUUCUUUAUCUGUGUUGCACCUGACAAGACCAAUAACACCCUGUCUAUUAUUGAUAGUGGUAUUGGCAUGACCAAGGCUGAUUUGGUGAACAAUCUUGGUAUCCAUUCAAGGUUUGAAACCAAGGAAUUUGUGAAGGCAUUGGUUGCUGGUGCUGAUAUCAGCAGGAUUGGACAAUUCGGUGUUGGUUUCUACUCUGCUUAUUUGGUUGCUGAGAAGGUAAUUGUUACCACAAAGCACAAUGAUGAUGAGCAGUAUGUAUGGGAAUCUCAAGCUGAUGGGUCAUUCACUGUCACUAGGGACACCUCUGGUGAAAACUUGGGCAGGGGUACCAAGAUCACACUUUUCCUCAAGGAGGACCAGCUUGAGUACCUUGAGGAGCACCAACCCAGCAGAUCUGGGUUCGAUGUAACCCAGCAAAUAGGUUCCAUGAAGGAGUGGAAUCUCUGCUUUAUGAGAUAGUAAUCUCGCGAAGAAUAGAUGAGAUAUUCAGAAGAGGAUUUUGCAUUGUUUAAUUUAGUAAUUUUCCAUGUUGAUCUCCUGUUGUUUUGGUCGCCGAUUAAUUUCGCGUUGUCGAAUAUGAUCUGAUCGAUUUACUUCUUCAGCAUAUUUUUGCCAUUUUUGGAAAUCUGCUAUUGUUUCAUGCUUCUGGAAUCUCCGUUUCUUGAAAUUGUUGCACGUAGAUCUGAAAAUCAAACCAUUUUUAGGAU
Rubroshorea leprosula is the source of this 917-nucleotide messenger RNA. The record is from the annotation of a GenBank genome assembly. Lineage: Eukaryota; Viridiplantae; Streptophyta; Magnoliopsida; Malvales; Dipterocarpaceae.